GAAUCUCAAAACUACGCUGAUCUGCAAUCUGACGAGUAUACAGAUUCAGAUGAAGAAAUCGAAGAACAAGUUUUUGAUGGGAAGGAAUCAGAUGAUUCGAAUUCUGAAGAAGAAAUUGAGGAACAAGAUUCCCUUACUACAAAUUUCGAAGACCUCUUCGAUAAAAAUGACAUUGAAGUUAAUAUUUCAUUCCAAUCAUCACUCGAAUAUUCAACAAGCAUUGAAAAAUUAGAAGGAUACUUAAAAGAAUGGAUUUUUCAAUUUGAUCAAAUUACUUCUUUAAAAUAUAAAGUUGAUGAAAAGAGAUUAAAAAUGCUUUAUGACCUCAAAAAAGCUUACAUUUCUUUAAUUAUAAUGCUUAAUGCUGAGUAUGAACAAAACAUGAAUAAGCCUCCCUCUCAUAAUACAUUGCGUGGAUUUGUAUGUGAAAAAAUGCAAUCAAUUUUAAACAUAAAGGAAAGACAGGAGAGAAAGUACUGGCUUGGAACUUGGAGGUUAAUAGAAUUGUUUAAUUUAACAUGCUGUCCUGCUAAUAUUAUGGUUGGAGCUGGAAUUACAGCAAAAUUUUUGAUGAAUAGCACUGUUGAAAAUUAUGACCUUUUUCUCAAAAGUCUUUUAGAUGAUAAUGAUGCAA
Molecule: messenger RNA, 634 nt
Organism: Racocetra fulgida
Lineage: Eukaryota; Fungi; Glomeromycota; Glomeromycetes; Diversisporales; Gigasporaceae
Source: the annotation of a GenBank genome assembly